Messenger RNA from Cololabis saira (Pacific saury), 2618 nucleotides. It is a transcript of the gene hgfa, whose product is annotated as hepatocyte growth factor a. Gene Ontology annotation, molecular function: signaling receptor binding; serine-type endopeptidase activity. Gene Ontology annotation, biological process: proteolysis. The transcript is spliced from 18 exons. Gene Ontology annotation, cellular component: extrinsic component of plasma membrane. The record is from RefSeq and is a predicted model, not a curated record. Bases 64 to 2208 code for a protein of 714 amino acids. NCBI's taxonomy places the organism in Eukaryota, Metazoa, Chordata, Actinopteri, Beloniformes, Belonidae.
GAUCCGGACUCGAACCCUGAACCCUGAUCCAGACCCGGUCCUGAUCCUGAUCCAGAUCCAGCCAUGAGGACUAACGCGUGGCUCUGCAGGGCUCUGCUCUGUCUGCUGGCCAUCCUGGUGGACGCAGGUUGCUGUAAAAAAUCCCGUCAGUUUUUACAGAAGUAUGAGAAGACAGAGAGUCAGGUGCUGGUCUGCGCCGACUGCCCUCCUCCGCUGGUGCGCAGCAACAGCUCGCUGGAACAGUGCGCCCGGAAAUGCAAGAAGGUCAAGAGGAACUUCCACUGCAGAGCUUUCAACUUUCAAAGGCACAACAGGAAAUGCCACUUGCUUCCCUUUGACCGAUUCACCUUCGGCGUGCAGAAGCAGGCCAACGUCAACUUUACUCUGUACGAAAAAAAAGAUUACAUAAGGGAGUGCAUCACCGGCACCAAGGACAACUACAGAGGGAGGAGGUCUUGGACCAAGUCAAACAUCACUUGCCAAGCCUGGUCUGAUAAUAACAUCAAUGAGCACACGUUUUAUCCGGACAGAUACCCGGCGCAGGACCUGAGGGAGAACUUCUGCAGGAAUCCCAACAACGACCCCGGUGGUCCGUGGUGCUACACCACCGACCCCAACGUCCGGGCCGAGGAGUGCGGCGUCCCGCAGUGCUCCGCCGAAGUGUGUGUGAGGUGCAAUGGAGAGGAUUACCGGGGCCAGAUGGACCAUACGCAGAGCGGGAAGGAGUGCCAGAGAUGGGACUCUGCCAGGCCUCACAAACACAGCUUUCAGCCCAAAAAGUAUCGGGAUAAAGACCUGAAGGACAACUACUGCCGGAACCCGGACAGCCGGCUCCGGCCCUGGUGCUUCACCAUGGACCCCAGAACCCCGUGGGAAUACUGCGACAUCCCCGCCUGCGCGCCCAGCGAGGACACUGAUGUGAAUGUAACAACGUCCUGUGUCCAGGGAGAGGGCACGGGCUACCGGGGCACCAUGAACGUCACUCCGGAGGGGGUGACGUGCCAGCGCUGGGACUCCCAGUACCCGCACAACCACUCCUUCCUCCCGCACAACUUCAAAUGCAAGGACCUCCGGGAGAACUACUGCCGUAAUCCCGACGGCGCGGAUUACCCAUGGUGCUUCACCACCAACCCCAACCAGAGGAUCGCCAAGUGCACACACAUCCCCAGAUGUGAUGCAGAGGCCGCGCGAAAAAUAGAGUGCUACGAAGACGACGGAGAGAUGUACCGGGGAACGCUGUCCAUAACCAGGUCCGGGAUUCCCUGCGCGGACUGGUCGCACCACAUCAACAGCGAGGAUUCUCACUCUACGGUGUCACACGUAGGGCUGGAGAACAACUACUGCCGGAACCCGGACCGGGACAAGCACGGCCCCUGGUGCUUCACCAGCCCCAACAACCGGCUGGCCUGGGACUACUGCAAGCUGCGGACGUGUGAAUCAGCGACGACGGCCCCCCAGCCCAUCGCUCUAACCAGAGCAAAGAUCUCAUGCUUUGUGCACAUAAACACCAGAAUAGUUGGAGGCCAUCAAGUGCGAGGCACGGACGGCAGCUGGGUCGUGAGCAUCCAGAGGGAGAAGGUUCAUUUGUGCGGAGGCUCGCUGAUCAGAGAGGACUGGGUUCUGACGGACCAGCAGUGCUUCACGUCCUGCGUCCCGGACCUCAGGGAGUACAGCGUGCAGGUCGGCCUGCGUCUCCUCAACGAGUCGUCCAAACACCCGCGGCUGCGCAUCUCCCGCCUGAUCUGCGGCCCCGAGGGAUCCAACCUGGUCAUGCUGAAGCUGGAGGACCCCGCCCCCGUCUCGGAGGGCGCGUCCACCAUCCACCUCCCGGUGAGAGAGUGCCACAUCGCCGAGGGAACCAACUGCACCAUGUAUGGAUGGGGUGAAACUAAAAACACGGGACACGAGGAAGCACUCAACUCCGUAACCAUGGCGAUGGCUGACAAUGACCUGUGCUCACAAAUCAAGGGGGAUUCCGGCGGCGAGAGCAGGAUAUGUGCCGGCGGCAAGAUUGGAGAAGGCGUGUGUGACAGGGACUACGGGGGCCCGCUGGUCUGCCAGGAACACGAGCGGAGGGUCAUCGUCGGCGUCAGCAUCCAACGGACCAAAUGUGCCUCGUCGCAGCCCGCGCUCUUCGUCAACGUGGCCUUCUACUCGGAGUGGAUCUACAAGGUAUUCAGGCUUUACCCGAGUCCGGAGAGGAACUAGCGGUUUCACGCGAGACCAGAACCCGCCCGGUGGAUUGUACCGCGGCCCGCGAGGCAACGGAGGGGAAGGUGCGACCAGGAACACGUCUCCGCGGAGAGGAAGGAGAACGCUCGCCUCUCGGAGACGGGCCACUCUGGUACUCUGAGAGGAGGAACUGACGACUGGAAGUGAGCGCCACACGAGGAGAUCCUGGAUGGGAGAAUCGGCCGAAGUCUCAGGCACAUGGACCGUGCACUAAUUUGUGUUUUGAUAUGUUCGGAACUUCUGAAGCCAUGUAGACGAAGACGCUUGUGACUCAGAAUUAUCACCUGGAAGUACUUGAACCCAGUUCCACUGGGAUUUCCUUCCUUCUUUUAUUUUUAUAUGUUGAGCUGGACUUCAAAUCACCUUUUUACUCCGGACAGGAGUGA